UCACAGCGCGCCGCGGCAGCGAGACAGACAGCUGAGUCACACACGCUCACAGACCCGGAGAAACAGAACCGACAGUGGGGCUGAAUAAAGAGCGACAAAACCACAGCCGUGACCGCAGUGAAAGUGUGGCCUCAGCUGCCCCCGUCGACACCAUGCUGACCAUCACGCUGAAGACGCUGCAGCAGCAGACCUUCAAGAUAGAGAUAGACCCCGAAGUGACGGUGAAAACCCUGAAGGAGAAAAUAGAGGGCGACAGAGGAAAAGAUGCGUUUCCUGCUGCUGGACAGAAACUCAUCUACGCAGGUAAAAUCUUAAAUGAUGACACCCCGCUCAAAGAGUACAAAAUAGAUGAGAAGAACUUCGUGGUUGUCAUGGUAACCAAGCCAAAAGCAGCGCCUGCUCCAAAAGAGGCCCCUCAGCCGUCUCCUCAACCCGCUGCAGCUUCAGCACCAGCCUCCUCCUCCUCCACCUCACCACCAGCCUCCGGCCCGGCACAAGUAGCCUCACCACCGACACAAGCGGCGUCCGUGUCUGAACCUGCUCCACAGUCAGUGCCUCUCUCUGAACCCCCGUCCUCGUCCUCAGUCCCAGAAAACACAGCGACAGAUUCUGCUGAAGCAGCAUCAGCAGCAGCUCUGGACUCAAAGGCAGACUCGGCUCCAGCUGUGACUCCAGCUGAUGCUCCAGCUCCUGAAGCUGUUCAGCCAGCCUCGGCCACUGCAGACACGUCUACACCCGCUGCACAGCCAGAAGACACUCCGAAGGAAAACCCAGAGGAUCAGCCUUCGAUCACGGAACCAGAGCAAUCAUCUGCCUCCAGCCUUGUUGAUGAACUGGGACUCCUUGAAGAAGCGGCGUCAAUACUGGUAACAGGCCCCGCCUAUGAGAACCUGGUGUCUGAGAUCAUGUCCAUGGGUUAUGAGCGGGAGCAGGUCGUCGCUGCGCUCAGAGCCAGCUACAACAACCCGGACCGAGCGGUGGAGUAUCUGCUCAUGGGGAUUCCAGCAGAGGCCGCUGAUCUCCCAUCUCAAGAACCAGUGAGACACAGUGCUCCAUCUAACCCCCCGAUCCCUGCGACACAGCCACCACAGCAGCCCACAGCACCCUCAAACACAGGGCCGGUGUCUGUCAGUCAGCCUCCUCCUCCCUCUGCUCCCUCCACUGGUGGUGGAGGAGGCUCUGCUCCGCCCAUGGCGAACCCUCUGGAGUUCCUGAGGAACCAGCCUCAGUUCCAGCAGAUGAGACAGAUCAUCCGGCAGAACCCAGCGCUUCUACCAGCGCUGCUGCAGCAGCUCGGCAGAGACAACCCACAGCUGCUGCAGCAAAUCACGCAGCACCAGCAGCAGUUUGUACAGAUGCUGAACGAGCCACGGGGUGGUGGCGGCGACACGGGAAGCGAGGGAGCCGAGGCCCAGGGUCCACCACAAACCAACUACAUCGAGGUCACCCUACAGGAGAAGGAGGCCAUCGAGAGGUUAAAAGCACUGGGCUUCCCUGAAGGCUUAGUCAUCCAGGCUUACUUUGCCUGCGAGAAGAACGAAAAUCUGGCCGCAAACUUCCUUCUACAACAAUCGUGGGACGACGAGUAGUCAAGCGUCACGUGACAUCAUCACCGCUCAACAAGAGGGGCCCCCGGAGAGGAGGACGACGAUGACGGGAGGUCCAGAGGGAAGGAAUGAGGGAAUGUAGGAGGGGAGGAGAGGAAAGACGACAUAUCUUUUCGCGCCAUCGCGACAGUGGUCCGAUGGUGGCAGUGACAAUGAUGAUGAUUUUGCUGUUCAAAGUUCGCUGUGCCGCCUGCUCUCUCCAUUCUGCUGUGUUGAUGAGCUCACACUGAGCCGUGCCUCACCACUGCUGCGUUGUUGCUGCUGCCGCUUGUGCUGAGCGAUCACACUGAGAGACGUCACACCAGGAGACGCAUGUCAACAGCCUGCAUCACCUCUCACUGUAGAGGCCGAUCAACAGUGGCUGUUUCUAUGGGUUUUUUUUUGGGAAUUCAGGGCAGUCAAUGGGUGAUAAUGAUGCCAAUUGUUUCGUCAUUUUUUUCCUCCAUCUGAUAAAAUAUACGAACACUAAUGGUGUAUUUCCACCGGCUCUAAUCGGCUCGCCACACCACUAGCAUAGUACCUGGUACCAGGUACUAUUUUUAGUACCUGCUCCGGGGAGGUUCCGAAAGCGUGCUGAGAAGGUAGUGUGCGAUGAUUGGUCAGGUGUGUGUGUGCGUGUGUCACAUAUAAAACACAGUCACCACAGUUUCACGCAGCCAUGCAGCGAUGACUCCGCCCACGUUGAGUAGGUACUUUUUAUUGUAGUGGAAAUGCAACCUAACCGCGCGUGUCGUGCCGUGGAAAUACGCCAUAAUGGUCUGUCUGCAGUGCAAUUUUAGACAAUUCUCAAUUCUCAAUUAAAAGAAUGCAUAAACCUGUGAAUAAGGUCGUUCCAAAGCUAAAAUAAGACAUUUUUGGGUGAAAAAAAACUUCACUUUUAGCAAAAUUUAUCAAGUUGCUGAGAACAGAAAUGUGUAAUUUGUAAUAAUUAUUUAAAAAAUGGGCAAAUAUCGGCCCCAACUGAUUACACAGAUAUGCAUUACACUAUCCUGCCCUGUUGAUUAACCUGAGAGUGUGAUGCAAACUGUUGACUUGACUGUUUUUGGGAUUGCACAUUGCUUUACCUUAAAGGGAUAGUUCAGGUUUUUUAAGUGUGGUUGCACAAUGUUUGCCAUGCGUGUGAGGAAGAAGCAUGAGAGGUUGUUUUGUUUUCUGCAUUAUCUCGCCGUUAGACAACCUUUUCCUUUUGAGUCGUUUAACCGUUCACGUAUCCUCCAAACUUCAUUGAGAAAAUCAUCAUUUUUAGCUCACAGGAACACAGUGGCUGCUGGUCUGCUGCUGCCUCAUUUGGUCUUUUUUUUUAAACACUGACAUCAUAAAACAACACAUUUGAAUUUGCUGAUGGAGGCAGCAGUGGAUCAACAACUCCUGUGUGCUGUGAUGUAAAAUCACUGGAUUUCUCUAUGAGCUUUUGUGUGAGGAGAGCGAGCCGUUUACAAACAUAAUAUUUCCAGAUAGAAAUGGCGUCAAAGCAGAUAGCAGAUAUGGAUUUGUGGGCCUUUUGUUAAGUGGUGAAAAUCAGUUUUUCUGGUGACACCAUAAAACCACCCUUUAAAAAACCUGAUGUCUAUUUCUGAUCAUUUCAUUUUGGUUGGUUUUUUUUGUCCUGUGUUUGUGUAUUGAGUGGGAGACUGAGUGUUUGCGGCCAGAUGGAGCCUCAGGUUUUGUUGCUUCUGUUGUUUUUGGACGUUAAGGAAAUGGCUCAUGAAGUGCCACGCUGCUGCCUACUCUGCCAGCCAGAUAUGAUUUAAUCACUACUGUUCUGAGAGGAAGUUUUCUGUAUUUCCUCAGCUGACGUCACAUGACUCAGGGUGUUUACACCGCCAUGUUGGCAGGAAAAACUUAAAGGUACCACUGCUGGUUUCAAGCUUUAAGAGUUCACUGUGCACUUUAAAAUCCAUAGAGAUCGAGCAAAACUGAACUAUAUCUGAUCCUUACACUACCCCCUAGUGAUUGACACGAGUAUAGAAACAGCCGGAGUGAACGUUAUACCAACUUUCUAAUAAAGUUGUCCUCAUUUUACUAGAAAAUUCUCACACAUCGCAAUAAAAGUGCGCAAAAUUAACAAGAUAUUUAAGUGAAUUAGCUGAGGUUAAGUCAGCAGUUGAGGGGAAACUUCACUUAUGACGACCAUCUUCCUUUCUUUGCCAAAUAGAAUAAAUGUUUUAUGAAUGUCAUUGUGUUUCAAAAUACAGUUACACACAUAUGCACGUCAACAUCAUUUUGGAGUCGUUUCCCUUAAGUUUCCCCUUAACUGCCAGCCGGGAAGCUGCAAAUCUGGAUGCAGACUUCAGCUUCUUGAUUAACUCUGUCUUCUAUGCUCACUCUGCUGUCCUCAGGACCUUCUGUGAUUUGGUCUCCUGGUCAUCCUGGUUCACGACAUCUUUCCACCACCUUAACUUUUUAUAAAAAAAAAACAGCGGGUGAAGAGAGAUAUUACCAUGUAAAAAACAAAAUACUGCCAAUUAUAAAUUCUAAAUCUAUGUGAACAGUGACACUUCCUGGCAAAAUGGCGCUGUUUUGGUUGCGUGACCUCAGCUAGCGGAGUUCUAUUGUUGCGUUUCCAUUUGUAGUCGGAACUCGGAAUUUUUUAAUCUCGGAAACUCGGGAUUCCCAGAGGGCUGCCACCAUACAAACACGGCUACUUUUACCGUUAAUAGCCUAAUUUUUGUUGUAUUUGUCUCACAGUAAUUCGUAAAUUGUACACAUCGUACCGUUUAAUUUUUAAUCGUAGACACGUUGUUGCGCUGUGAGUGCACUAAAUAUCUUGUAGAGCGUUGUUGUUGUUAUUUACUUUUUUAAUUUUUUAAUUUUACUAACAGUGGCUAGCCCAAAAUGCAAUUUUUUCAGUUCCGACUUCUUAAUUUGAACUCUGGGUCUAUGUCUCUGCUUCCGAGUUCUGCCAUAAAAGGAACGCAGCAUUUGCAGCCCCGCCCAUUUCCCCACCCUUUUCUAUGCCUCGCUGUUCAAACACAGCUCAUUUUUCCUGAUGAUGUUGCAGUUUUACCAACGUAGUGUUCUGAAAAUAUAGUGACGACAUUUAAUUAUCGAUAAACAACAACAAAAAAAGAAAGUGCUCGCAGCCAAAACAAAUGAACAAGUCCUAUUUUCAGUGUCCGGCAUGUGCUUUGCUGUUUCUCCUGUUGUUUUUCUUUGUUUUAGUUUGAACUGGAAGUGAAUGCAGGUGUUGUAUCAUGUCAUAUAUUGUGUAAAGGGUGUAACUGCAGACUUUGGGGGGGAAAGGUGAAGAGGCACUUUACUGUGACGGAGACGCUGCUCGAACUCGUUGACAGGUGGUUGGUUGCAUGAAGUGAUGAGACCAAUGUGGUGUUUGCUCUCAUCUCAGUUUAUCUGUUGAUUUGUUUUGUUUUUGGGGUUUAUAAUGAAAAAUAAUGAUGAUAAUAAUAAUAAUUACAACCUUAAUACAUAGACAUUGGUUGAGGUUUUGCUGAAUAGUUGUGAAUGAAUAAAAAAACAAACUUUUUGUUUCAACAUUGUGUAAAAUAAAGUGCUUUUACAGAG
Solea solea (common sole) is the source of this 5129-nucleotide messenger RNA. RefSeq names its product RAD23 homolog A, nucleotide excision repair protein b (gene rad23ab). Gene Ontology annotation, cellular component: cytosol; nucleoplasm. Gene Ontology annotation, biological process: nucleotide-excision repair; proteasome-mediated ubiquitin-dependent protein catabolic process. The coding region runs from base 153 to 1589 and encodes 478 amino acids. NCBI's taxonomy places the organism in Eukaryota, Metazoa, Chordata, Actinopteri, Pleuronectiformes, Soleidae. The transcript is spliced from 10 exons. Gene Ontology annotation, molecular function: proteasome binding; damaged DNA binding; ubiquitin binding. The record is from RefSeq and is a predicted model, not a curated record.